UGAGAGUGUUGCAAAAUAGCUGAUUGAGGAAGGAGCAAGACGGAUUGCAGUUUGGUGUUGUUUGGGAAUGUCGGACAGUGUGAUGGUGACAAACAAUGCGGUUUGAGUCAUUCUAGCUGCCUGGACUUCAUUGAUUGUAGGGAAAGAUCGAGAAACGUUCUUUCCUUUGCUAGAUCCCCAUCCGUGAUUGCCAUUGUCGGUCUCUGCUUUCCUGGACACAUUUUCACGUCCAACUGUCCCGCUGCCAAAACGUCACAUUACAUUAUUGUGUCUCUGUCUCUGUCUCUGUCUCUGUUUCACUUUUACACUAUAAGCUUCUUUGUCAUGUUCAGCAGACUUUUAUCAACUCUGCCAUAGCCUCAUCGUACACUUUUUACUUAGCCACUGCAGUCCAUCGUGGUGGCUGACUGGCGCCAUGGAGGCCACUCCGAUUCCAGAGGGCUCCAGCAAGGGCAUCAUGACCCUUCAUUAUAUCUAUCCAGCAGCCACACUCACCUAUUUUGGGAUUACUCUCCUUACGAGUAUAUGCAUGCUUCAUGGAUUCUCUUCUAAAGCGAGCCCGCGAGUUGUCAAGCGCGAUGUGGUCCUGAUAUUAAUGGUCGCUGUGACUGCUACCUACGUCGCAGAAGCAGUACUGCUUCUAGUUGCGGCUCUCAUUCAGAACAGCUGGACGAUCCCAAAAGACUUAAUGGUCUACCUCCUUGCAACAGUCUUUGUGUGGGGUACACAGGUCUUGGUUCUCUUGGAUUCCAAGCACCCAGUUUGGUACCCGUAUUUCGGCUCCUGGAUAAUUGCUCUGGUUGUUGAGGUAUCUCUUGUUGCACUGUUUGGGGCUUCAGAGCAAGUGUAUAAGUCCCUCAAAUAUGCCGAACUCGGUAUUCAAAUCUCUCGUCUGUGUCUCCUCAUUCUCUUGUUCCCUCUGUUUUUCUUUCUGAAAUACAGCUCUGCCGGAGCCAAGGGUACCGACGAGGAGAAUCAGGGCUUGCUCACGGGGCAGAAGCAGGGUCCAGACGGGAAGACACAGGACUCUAAAACCAAUGGCUAUGGCUCACUCGAGCAAUCACCUACGUCAGAAGAGGACGAUGGCGAGGACUCUGAACAAGAAGAAGCAGGGAAGGCGCGGAGUCGCAUCUCCGAACGGCUGAAGCGCGACGGCAACUGGUGGGCAUAUGCCAAGGAAUUUUCCGUCUUUUUUCCUUUUAUCUGGCCAGCAAAGUAUCCACGGUUGCAAUUUUGCAUGACCGUCGUGGGACUGUGUUUCCUGGCAGGGAGGGUAUUGAGCGUUCUUGUACCUCGCCAGCUUGGUAUUAUUACAGACGCUCUUACGAACGGCAAGGAUUCUGGAAAGAUACCAUGGAUGCAGGUCGCGGUUUAUAUUAUUCUGCAGUGGCUAGACUCCCGGUCUGGAGUAUACGCAUUGAAGGAUGUCCUUUGGUUGCCAGUGAGUCAGUACUCUCAGCGUCUGAUCAGCACGACUGCCUACAACAAAGUUAUGGCACUCUCAAGCGAUUUCCACAAUGAUAAGAAAUCCGGAGAGCUCUACAAGGCAAUUGAUCAAGGGCGCGGUGUCACGGAUCUUUUGGAGACGGUCUUCUUCCAGAUUCUUCCAAUGUUCGCUGACCUCGUAAUCGCAUGCGGAUACUUCUAUUAUCUUUUCGAUAUCUACAUGACACUGAUUGUAGCCUUUGUUAUUGUCUUAUACCUCUGGUCUACCGCGAGACUAAGUGCCCGGAUCAAUCGUAUUCGCAGAAGCCUCAUCAAGAAACUUAUCCAUGAGUGGGAAGUCAGACAUGAGUCGAUGGGAAAUUGGCAGACUGUGUCGUACUUUAACAGGAUACCCCAUGAGGAGAAUCGAUAUGCUCAGGCCGUCGAAGCCCACAAUCAUCAAAGCCGGCGCUAUUAUUAUGCGUCUUAUCUACAGACGGCAGUCCAGUCGUUGGUCUUAACUCUCGGCCUGCUUGCCGCCAGUUUCCUGGCUGUUUAUCAAGUCGUCCGCGGUUCAAAACCGGUUGGUAGCUACAUCACCCUUCUCACAUACUGGGCGAAGCUCUCAGGACCGCUCGCCUUCUUUUCUUCCGCCUUUCGAACCAUUAUCAACGACAUGCUUGACGCCGAACGCCUCCUGCAAGUUUUCAAAGCGGAACCAAGUGUGGCCGAUAAGCCUGACGCUGUCGCGCUUCAGCUUAAAAGCGGGAAAGUUGAAUUCGAUGAUGUCCAUUUUUCUUAUGAUCCCCGCAAAGAGAAUCUGAAAGGCAUCAGUUUUGUUGCGCAACCGGGGAAGACUGUGGCAUUUGUUGGGGAGACUGGAGGUGGAAAGUCUACAAUUCUGAAAUUGUUGUUUCGGUUUUAUGACGUGAAAAAUGGGAGUAUCAAGAUUGAUGGCCAAGAUCUGAGGGACGUUACCUUGUUCAGUCUCCGAGAUCAUAUUGGUGUCGUGCCUCAGGAUCCUUCUCUUUUUAAUCAAUCCAUCAUGGACAAUGUCCGUUAUUCCAGACUUGAUGCUUCGGAUCAGGAGGUUCACGAUGCUUGCAAAGCCGCAGCUAUACACGACAAGAUCAUGUCUUUUCCCGAUGGCUAUAGUUCGAAGGUUGGUGAAAGGGGCGUCAAGCUCUCUGGAGGCGAACUGCAACGUGUCGCAAUUGCUCGUGCAAUCUUGAGGAAUCCUCCUAUCGUCCUCUUGGAUGAGGCUACCAGCAUGGUCGAUAUUGAAACUGAGAUAUUGAUCCAAACGGCCUUUAAGCGUCUGACCGCUGAGCGCACCACUUUCAUUGUAGCUCACCGUUUGUCGACUGUAGUUAGCGCGGACCUAAUAAUCGUCAUCCACAACGGCGAGAUUAUGGAGAAAGGGAACCAUAAGCAAUUGCUCGAAGCAAAGGGCAGAUAUUACGACCUUUGGUCUAAACAGUUCUUCAGUGUACCCGAAGAAGAUAAGCAACCUGAAGCUGAAGGCGAUCCUGUGCAAUCCGAGACGAAAGCAGAUCAUCGAGGCAAUGAGGCUCAGGACGCUUCUGGGACAAAAGACGACCAGAGCAUGAUCAUAGCCGAACGCUCUGAAGAUACUCGCAAAGAGAAUGUGCCCCCUGGCAACACAAACGACCAAGUUCCAAAUGCAAAUGAUACUCUUGCCGGUAUGACCGACACUCCGAGGGCCAAACUCUGGAAGCCGGAAGCUCCUGAUUUUGUCCCUCAAUUUUUGAGAAAGUCUGACCAAUCUUCAGUUGACCAAUCUACCUCAAACAUUCACCAGAGUGACGGUCAUGAUAAAAGUCACCAAGUCCAAAGCGUGGAGGAUCACCAGCAAAAAUUGCCAGAAAGUGCGGCAACUGAACAAACUCCAACAAAGGAGAAGACAGCUGGCCAUAACGGCUUGACGGAUCGCACCAAUUUCUCUCAGAAUAAAACGGAAUCCAAGAAUACUCCGGCAGCAGCCUUUGGGGUUCUCUCUAACAAAGGCCAGGAAUCAGAUUCCGCAGCAAAUUCUCCGAAGCCGUCCAGCUCUAAGGAUACAUCUGAUCAGACUGUGGAUAAGACAAAGAAAGUUUCAAAGAACCCGCUUAAGAAAAAAGGCCGACAAGGUCAACCCUCGCGAGGAUCCGCACCCGUGAAUAGACCCGAAAGAGGGACGGCCGAGGACGUGCCGGGUGCCACUGAAACUCCCUCACAGGACUCUGGCAAUGGAAAACAAGAGACAGUUGAUGAUCGGACAGCGAAAAUUCGGGACGCUGAUCGGCAAGGGAAGCUGGCCUCCAAUCGGCGUGCUCUGUCCAAGAGUGAGCCAGUGAACAAUAAUGAAGUAAGCACAAGCAGUGAAGGGGAAGUUAAGCCAGCUGCAAGCCCACGUCGUGCUUCUCUUCCAGAAGCGUCCACUACUGUGAACGUCGCUGCAGCUUCUUCCGGAGUUGGACGGCGCCGGCGUGCUCGUAACAAUGCCAGACGCUUGAAGCUGAAAGUAAAUACUUCAAACAACACAAGUGCGCAAGGCGCCGGAGGCUCAUCUGCUACUUCAACUCAGCCUAACACGCCAAGAACUCCAACUGUAGUUGUUACUCCUCCGGAAAACGACCCAGAUCCAGCUGCCAGUGCCUAGAUGAUGGCGAUUCAUCGUUGUCAGCUCCAUUCUUAAUCUGAAAUUAGCAUUGGUGUCAACGUUGUGCGCCAUUAUUUCUUUUGUUGCUUUCUUAUGAGUAUAACUGCCAUUAUUUCUGGUCACUCAAAGCACAUAUGUUGCCCUGCUUUUAUCGCAUGUCUAUCCAAUUGCUUGUUAUUCGCGGAGGUUUGCUUUGUGCGUACAACAUUAUCAUGUAAUAUUUGCGUGCACGAUGAGCCGCAUUGCUACAUUGCGUCCCCUCACAAUCAAGGCGGCCGCGUCUUUUCACGAAGUCUAUGGUCUAGGCACUUGCGCCUAUUAGCAGUGAUGUAUUUUAUUGCUCACAAA
Molecule: messenger RNA, 4435 nt
Organism: Xylona heveae TC161
Lineage: Eukaryota; Fungi; Ascomycota; Xylonomycetes; Xylonales; Xylonaceae
Exons: 9
Coding region: 416-4087 (1223 amino acids)
Biological process (GO): transmembrane transport
Cellular component (GO): membrane
Molecular function (GO): ATP binding; ABC-type transporter activity; ATP hydrolysis activity
Source: RefSeq, a predicted model, not a curated record